AGUCGCAGCGAAGAUUCAGUUCAGUUUAGAACGUGGGCUUGAACGAGACGGUUCGCUACUUGUCGGCAGCAACGAGCAAUGUGGAAAUAGAAGAAGAUAUUAAAGAAUUAAAGCAGAAGGCAGAGUAAAGUCCCACAAAUAUAAAUUUGUGCUGCCAAGUGUUGCGCGGUUGAGAGACGUUCUGGUGGCCCGUGCCCAAGUGUGAAGUGUGUUCAAGCUUAAAUUCCCGUUCUUUUAAUAUUGAAAUUCUAUGUAAAUUGAGUGAGAUGUGAUUUUCAGGCAUCUUCGCCAGAGAUGAUCAAUUGUGGUGCUGGGCGAUUUCUGCAAGUUAAUUGCUUUACGCUUUCGGUUAUGCUUUGGCUUUGACUUCUUACUCGGUCGUUUGAUAUGGGUUUAAGUUGGAAAUGAAAAGAAUAUACAUAGAAGUAAGAAAGAUUUAAAAAAAUCAUUAUUAUUUGUAGUAAAUAGUAAAAGCUAAUGAAAGUGCGCUUCAUCAGGGCAAUAAACGCUUGGUAGCUGCCAAUUGACCACCGUCGGACUCGUUGUCAGAAAUGCGGUAAAAAAUAAGUGAAAUCUCGAAGGGAAGUGAUUGAAAAGUGGUGACUAAGUGCAAGUAAGCGAUAAGUGGAGGAGGUAAAAAAUCGGGCCAAAAUAGCGCCCGAGAUAUACAUGCAUAUAUCUGGCAUACCGCUCAGUGUUCAGUGAAGCCAACGUGCUUGUGUGUGUGUUAGUGCAGUUAUUAAAAUUGCGUGUUUCUAUCGCGCUUCUUCUAGAGAUAAAAUUCCAAGCCGCGGGGGCGCAUAAAUUUUAAUUAAACAGCCAGGCGCGUCCCUAAACAACCGUUCGUGCUUUCCGCGCCUCAGCUCACGGUUUCCGUCACCCAAUCAGCGUCAUCAUCAGCAAUAUCCGUUGUGAUAGUGAAAACAGAAGAAGAAUCCGCAGCAUGCCUCUGGGAGAACAGCGAAAUCACCGUUACCAUAAAUUUCGAAAUGUUUCUUGCGUGUCAGUGUGUAUUGAAGUGAUGGAAAGAAACUAAGAGAAAACAAAUCAUAAGGAUCAGAGAGUUCAUGUUUUAUAUCACAAUAGUAACCGAAAUGUUCAAUUAACAGUAAAAAUCUAGACAAAAUGUGCAAUUGCCACAGUGAGCAACCACGAGUUCAGCGCCAAGGUGCCGAACAGUUUUCCAUACUUAGCGAAACGUGUUUUUCUCGGUCGCCCAGCUGCGUUUGUGAAUAACGUACGGCGGAUCGUUCUCCCACAUAAAGUCACUACACAGUAACACAUACACGCACAGCUAAUAAAUACAACAAUAAUAACGCAGAACAAGAAUGUGUUCGUUGCUCUCAGGAAGUAAGUGAGUUGUCUGCAUUUAAAAGCGACAGGGGAAGUGAAAGGUGAUAGCAGAGGAAGCAACAGCUAAACCACAGCGCACCUAAAAGCCGGCAACACUACGAAGUUUAUUGGCACGAAAAAUCAAAACAGCAGAAAAACCACAAACACUGUUAAGCGAGGUAAAUGCCAAGGAAAAGAGAGUUUAAAAGUGCGGAACCGAAGUGGUGAACAGUCAAAACAGCGGAAAAAGGUUACAAAAAGGCGGAAGAGGAGUGCGAAGGAUAUACGGGUCGAGAAGCAAGCAAUUGAGGAAAAACAGACGAAAACACUUCAACCGACGUUUAAGUGCAAUAACGACAAACGCAGCAACAACAACAAAACCCAAACAGAGCAACUGCAACAUCAAUAACACAAUCAACAACAACAAUAAUUGCACGUUGUAAUAUUAAGCUACAAGCAUUUCUUCCACUGCUGCUCACACUUAAAAUGCCAAAACAAGUGUGCAAAAAAUUGUGCUUGAUGUCUGAGGAUUUUAAGUGCCGACAGUAGAAGCCCAUAACAUCCAAACAAUUCCAAAUAAUAUGGAAUAAAUGGUUUUCUAAAAGACAUCUGUAAUUGUUGCGGGACAAAGUUAACAUUAUUGGAUGGAAAUUCCCGAAGAAACCUCUGUUAAGUAAAACAGCUGAGUCUACACUCAAAGUCAUCACUUCAAUACUUUCUAAAAAGUACUAUUUACUAGAGGUUUUAGGUGAAUAAUAAACGCUGCCGGACAUCUUCACGACCAAAAAUAACAAACCACAUAUUGCAGCUCAUAAACAGACUAUGUGUGCCGAGUCGUAUACGUAACAUAAAUUAAGCGAUUGUUCUGAAUAGAUUUAGAUUAUAAGAAAGUGGCAAAUUAACAACUAUUUACCAAAUCUCUGUACAAUAAAGAGCUGAGCUUGCAGCCGUUGAAAGCUACCAACACCACUGUGAACAGUUACCCACACAAAAUAAUAACAUAAAGAAUUUAAAAUUUCAUGAAAUUGUGGAAAUUGAAUUUGAAAAUGAAUUUAAUUUUGGCCACAAUGAGUUUUCUGAAAGCAAGUAGUCACCAAACUGCAACCAUUACUCUCACCGCUGUCAGCUGGUUACUGCUGGGGCUUGGAUUGAUCAUUUCAUUGCCAGUUUGCACAGCUGGCCCGCAUGAGAAACGCCUUCUUCACGCCCUGCUCGACAACUACAACAGUCUGGAGCGACCCGUCGUAAACGAAUCCGAUCCACUGCAGUUGAGCUUCGGGCUGACGCUAAUGCAAAUCAUAGAUGUGGAUGAGAAAAAUCAAUUGCUCAUAACAAAUAUUUGGCUCAAAUUGGAAUGGAAUGAUAUGAACUUGCGUUGGAACUCAAGCGAGUAUGGCGGUGUACGGGAUCUGCGCAUUCCUCCACACAGACUUUGGAAACCGGAUGUGCUCAUGUAUAACAGUGCCGAUGAGGGUUUUGACGGCACCUACGCCACCAAUGUUGUGGUCCGGAAUAACGGCUCGUGUCUGUACGUACCGCCCGGAAUUUUUAAGUCCACCUGCAAAAUCGACAUCACGUGGUUUCCAUUCGACGAUCAGCGCUGUGAAAUGAAAUUCGGCUCUUGGACAUAUGACGGCUUUCAGCUGGAUUUGCAGUUGCAGGAUGAAGCUGGCGGAGACAUCUCAAGUUUCAUAACGAAUGGCGAAUGGGACUUGCUAGGCGUGCCCGGUAAACGAAAUGAAAUCUACUAUAAUUGCUGCCCAGAACCUUAUAUUGACAUAACGUUCGCCAUUUUAAUACGACGGAAAACUUUGUACUAUUUUUUUAACUUAAUUGUGCCGUGCGUACUGAUAGCCUCAAUGGCACUGCUAGGGUUCACACUGCCCCCCGAUUCUGGUGAGAAGCUCUCGCUCGGAGUUACAAUUCUACUAUCGCUAACAGUCUUCCUCAAUAUGGUGGCCGAAACGAUGCCAGCGACCUCAGAUGCAGUGCCGCUCCUAGGAACUUAUUUCAAUUGCAUUAUGUUUAUGGUGGCCUCAUCAGUUGUGUCAACCAUACUUAUCCUCAAUUAUCAUCAUAGAAAUCCAGAUACGCAUGAAAUGAGUGAAUGGAUAAGAGUAAUAUUCCUUUAUUGGUUACCUUGCAUAUUGCGGAUGCAAAGGCCGGGACAGGUCGGCUAUGAAUGUCCACCACCGCCGUCGUCAUCGAGCUCCUCCAAUGCCGGCGAUAAAAAGCACCAGAUGCAGAACGUCGAACUGAAAGAAAGAUCAUCGAAAUCAUUACUCGCCAAUGUUCUGGACAUCGACGAUGACUUCCGUUGUAACCAUCGCUGUGCCAGCGCCACGUUACCCCAUCAGCCGACUUACUAUCGCGCCAUGUAUAGGCAAGGCGAUGACGGCAGUGUCGGUCCGGUGGGCCCCGUCGGCCCUGUUGGCCCGGUGGGCGAUGCGCGAAUGCACGAAGCCAUGUCGCAUACCUGCCUCAGCUCAUCUGCCGAAUAUGAAUUGGCGCUUAUCCUGAAAGAACUGCGAUGGAUCACAGAUCAGCUGAAGAAAGAGGACGAAACGGGCGACGUAACGCGCGAUUGGAAAUUCGCAGCGAUGGUUGUUGAUCGCUUGUGCCUUAUAAUUUUCACGCUGUUUACAAUAAUUGCCACUUUGGCGGUACUCUUCUCUGCGCCACAUUUCAUUUUCCCAUAAUCUGUAUCAAUAUCGAAAGUCUGGCAACCACAAGCACAACAUUUGGUUCAGGCGACAACGCGGAAAGCUACGAUUACAAUCAAGAAGCUUUUAUUCGUUUUUUUGUUACAAUAUGAAAUGUCACCAGAGCGAUUUUCAACCUCAAACACUGGAAAGAAAAAACAACAACACAUGUAGCAAAAAACUGCAAAUAACAAAAACAAAAUGUGCCUCAGUCAACGAAAGAAAAAGUGUAAUUUUAUGCCGAAGUUGUAACAAUUUUAGGUUUUUACGUAGUAAACGAUAAAUUCAAAACGCCAACAUCCGUUACAAAUGUCAUUAGACUCUUCACUUUCUUCUAUUUUUGAUCAAUGAACCAAACACAUAGCAGUACGAUUCCAAUAAAAUAUUCGCUUCAAUUAACGUAAUUCGCUUAACACCACAUCGAUGACACGACCUAAACAGAUUCUUGGUUGUCGAUUUUGACAACUAUUCAAUUGAUUGCUGUUUCUUGCGGCGCACUAGAAGAUCCUCAAUUUUGCGUAAGGCAGGUCACUUUGAAACCCUCUUUCGAUAUCUUUGGUCAAAGAUCGACAAAUAUUGGAACUUUAUAGAGAAUUAAAAACACAUAGAUAUAUAAGCUGGUAUGAUCCAGGUCAUAUUUCAUCAUAUUUUAGUUUGAGAAUGAACUAAAUGAGAUCAGCUAUAGAUGAGCACUCAGUGUUGAGGUGUUUGGUUCACACUCUGUUUUUAUUUCCUUUUCCUCUUAAUUUCAAAGCUAUUUUUUGGUUGAACUAAGUUGAAUUGGAUAUAAGGAAAAAGGCAAUAAUUAAAAGUGAAUAAGAGUUCGCUGUGAUAAGUAAAAAAUUGCUGGGGUAAAAUUGUGCGUGAGGAAUUUAAUUCGCAUGUAGAAAAUGUCAAAACUACACUGUAAGAUAUGUGUGUCAAAUUGUAAUUAUAACGCUAACUCGAAGUCGAUAAAUUGAGUACCAGGGAUGUGACAGCUACGAGACUUAUCAGUUUUAAAUUGUCAAAUAAUGCGGAAACGCUGUAUCUCGAUGAUAUAAUUUUUAAGAAUCGAUUUCGAGUGCAUUAUAUGUGAAAAUUUCACUUGAUUUAUGAGCCUAGAGAAUGUGAUAAAUGAAAUCGAAAGCAAAAUGUGAAUUAAGCGCAAAUAACUGUAUAUGAGAAAUGGAUAUGUGAAAAUUGCAAAGGUAUUUGCAGUCAUAAUUCUAACUAUGAUACAAACAAACAUAAAAAAGGAUUCAAAAUAUCAGCAAAUCUAUAAAAGUGCUUCGUAACUAUAUAGGCUAUAGGUUUACGAGUCUGUGCAAUUAACAUUACACUCAUAUAAUACUUACUACUGUUCGACUGCAGCAGUAGAUGUACUCCCUUCUCCGCACUGUCUUUCUAGAGAUCGCUCAACUCAUUCUCAACCCGUACACAAAUUGCUGACGUAGGCAAAAAAGAGAAAUCUGCGAAAAAUUAAAUAUCUAUUGUACUUAAUAUCGAGAAAGUAUAAAGUUAACUAUUUUAUAAAGUAGAAAAAGGUAUAAGAAUAUUACCUAAGUACUUGUUAACGAGAAUAAUGCUCCAUAUACAUGCAAUACAUACAAUACAAUAACAAAGAGAACAUAAAUAAUAAUUUAAAAAAUAAAAGAGAAAACGAAAAUAAAAACAAAAAAAAUUUAAUUAAAAAUAAUAAUAAAAAGUUGGAAUUAAAAGAAAACACUUACAUUUGAAACAUGCAAUAUAAUUAGGAAAUAUACUUAAUUAUAAGACACAAUUACGGUUGAUGCAUUACAUAGCAAUAAGUCGUUGAAUUACAUGCGUAGCCAAUUGUAUAUUACAAACGUUUUGAUGCAAUUUAAACAGCAAAAAGUUAACAAAUUUCGUGCGUAGAAUCUACCUUCUAAGAUAUAUUAUAGAACACAGUGAGUAAAACAUGAUGAAUUAUGUGUAUAAAUGCAUGACAAUGCGCUAAAAGUCUUGAAUCUUGAAUUAAAGCAAUCAUAACGUAAAACCGCAAAUGGCAAUAGAUUUACAGAUAUGUGUGUGUGUAUGACGAUUUAUUGUUUGGCGUUUUUAGUUUGGUUGCAAAUAAUACGCUAAGCUAAGUGAGUAAAUUUUAUGUUUAUAAAAGAAAUUAGCGAUAAGUGAGUGACUCUGUGACUAAAAACAAAGGGAGAGUUUCGAAGCGCAGAUUACAGAAAGCAAGAGCAAAUCGCGAAUUGAUGCGUGUGGCGGUGUCAACAAUUGCUGAAUAGAACACUGUACUCACAGAACAUGCGGAACUGUAUGCUUCCAAUGAGACCGCUUACCUUAGCUUUUAUUGCUCCCUCUUUGCCAAGCUCUCCUUGUGCCAAGUGGUGAGCACUUCACUUAUAUGCAGCCUAAAGUAUUUUGACAGCAUAAAUUGCUUUCGCGCGCAACUGUAGUUUAGUUAAUACAUAAAUUUUAAUUAAACCAACAAUUAUGGCCUAGAAGCGUAGACAUACAUACACACAUAUUUGUAUGGCAACAUUCUAGCAUUUGAAUUGAAAAACGAUAAACAAUAUAAUUUCUAUUCACUGAACGUUAGCAUAGUUAUAGGCGCAGCAACCAUAUACCAUACGCAUACUCACAAAUAUAGUUACGAAUAUAUACAUAUAUACAUAUUUAUAUAAAUAGCGAAUUGAAAAUUAUUUGUGUCACAUUGACAUGCUUUUGUAUCGACAAACAAAUAGCCAAAUACAUAGCACAUUACGUUAGUGUUAUAAACAUACGUACAUAACUAACAUAUAUACAUAAAUAAAGGUAUACCCAUAUACACAGCAAAUUAGUAAAGCGACAACAGCGCUAGGAAUAUAGUAUAAUAUGAGCAUAAAAGUUAGAAAUAUACAUACUUACAUAAACAAAUAUAAAUUGGCAAGACACGGUCAAUAGAUAAAUGCAACAAUUUUAACAUGUAUACACACACACACACACACAUGUAUAUCACCAUAACUGGCAUACCCAUGCAAACAUAUGCUCGCGUUUCGAAUGUGUGAAAGAUCCACGUUGAAGCGAAGCUUUAGUUUAGACAAGCGCAGUUAUUUUUAUUACAAUUACAAGCAGUUAGAGAAGAAAACAAUUAGCUAGUAAAUCGAAUAUAUUGCAAUCACAAACACAUUUGUACAUACACACACGCUUACACAGAGUCGCUUCAUCCCAUCGCUAUGUUAACUGCUGAAGUUCUUCGCAGCGAUUCACCGCCGCCUGCAGCACUUCCUCGGCUAUGAGUUUGUAAAUACCCCCGCAACCAUCGCGAGUUCCCUCUCUCCUAACAUACACACACGUAUAUAUGGUAUAUACAUGUAUAUGUAUAUAUAGAUUUGAAGAAAACAAUGACAAACCGAGCAAAAUUGCACGCGAAAGUGCAAGCAAAUGUGGAAAUUUGAAUGCGAGAAAACAAUGGUCUUCCUUAAAAUUAAACUGUAACAUAGGCAAAAGUAAACGCAUAAUACGCAAUCAAAACCAAAUAUAUACGUACGUACGUAUAUUAUGCGAGUAAAUAAGUAAUACAUACGUAGACGUAAGCAAAACGUAGAAACUCGUUUAGAGUUUCAAUUUCAGUUGAUAAGUUUCAUUAAACUAUGUAAGUGAAAGGGUAAAUUUCACGCAGUUACUUGGAACAUACGAUAGCAAUAGAACAUUUGAUAAACAUACUAAAAGUAUAUUUUGCUAGACAGCUAGACACCCGAUACACAUUUUUAUUGAACAACACUAGCAUUUAAUGACUUCCACACUUUCUCAUAUACACCCUGUUGGAAGAAACGCGUCUACAGUGUGGAAAUCUCUUGGAAUGUGUAGAAAGGAAAGACCCCUCAGAGUACAAAGUACACACUGCAUGAUUAUAACAACCAAAGUUUAUUUAGAUACAGAUCUACAUAAUACUUUAAAAGGAGGCAACUUUUUAGCAAACAUUUCGUAGUUUGACUUGUUUAAGUAUACCUAUAUACAAUUUUCAAAAUUCUAGUUUAACUCAAUGUAUUUUCGAACAUUUGGUACUAAAAUCAUAAAAUUUUAGCAAUGAUACUAUAUUCCUGCUUCAGCCCGAACAAAUGCGCAAAUACCGAGCACGGCCAAUGCCAUGACGAAGAGUGUUGUCGGCUAAUCUCUUCGCCUUUUGUUAGGUGCAUAGCUUCAAUUCCACUUUAUAAAUAUAAACAUUAAUCUACCAAAUAACAGUUCAUUCAGUCAAUUAAGAAAUUUCUCAUCUCUAUAAAUAAAAUUAAGUCGGGUAGCACUUAUGUUACAACUCCAGAACGACUGGAGCGAUUUUGAUAGUCUCUAACUUGCCGAAUUCGUCUGCGCUCCGAAUAGCAGAAUAAUAUAGAAUAUAGUAAUGAUUAAAUGAUAACAAAUUUAAAAUAGAAUAAUCUAGAAUGAUUUCCGAACACAGAAAAAAUAGGAAGAAACAAUGCCAAAAAUUGUCAAAUCGAUUGGUUAUUCCUUCAUUCAUUCCUUUGUUGGACGGUACAAAUUGGCUGGGUCAGUUAGUAACUACAUACAAUUUGUUCUGUAAAGUUUUUCUUUGAAAACACCAAUUUUAACGUUUCAUUGAAUCAAGAAAGCUUGAAAAUUACAUUCCUUACGGGAUUUUGAUAAAUUUUUUAACUCUUCGCACUCUUUCCCUGUGUAUGCAUCUAAAUAGUCUUAAUAUACGACUUUUAUAUAAAAAAAAAAUAAUAAUAAAGUUUUCGUAUGGAAAAGCCCAUAGUGGGAACUAGAUGUCCACAAUCACAACCUCCCUGCCAAUCGCAAUUUUUUGGUCUGCAAUCAGGAGCAAAUGUACAAGUAUGUGUGAAAAACCUUGCACUACGAUAUAACCAGCUGCAGGGGGAGACCAAAUAAAAAGACACUCGCUGAACUGUUAAUAUUUCUUACAAUGCUUCAAAUCAUGUCGUUUUUGAAAGUAAAACAGCAACAGAGCUUUUUUAAAGCUUUUUCACUUUACAAGUUAGACUGCUUAAUUGAAUUGCUUGAAACUAGAAAUGCAAAUAAACAAAUUAAAAUUUAAACACAUAUGCAAACAUAUCUGAUAACGGUAAAUGCGUCAGCGACAAUACGUCUAUAUGUUGAGUUUAACUAUUUUCUAAGCCAAAUAAUUAAACUGUUUCGUAAAAUAAGCCAAUUUGCGCAUUAAUGACAAUCGUUCCGUUCGAAAUUAACCAGAGGUUUCCGCCUUUUUUGGUGGCCCUCGGGCUACGCAUCUCUUUUACAAAACCUGUUUUUUAUAAAAACACUGCAAAAAGUAAUUGCAGGGCCAACUACGAAUUUCCAUUGAUUUAACUAGAAAACUAUAAAAUAAAUAUCUAAAUUAUAUAAAUAAACACUAAGUAGAAUGCCAAGAACCUCAACUAAAUUCGGUUUCUUCUUCAACUAUGUAGAGUUGGCAACCAGGAAGAUAUGACGCAGAGCGCGCGUAAGUUACGAAUAUCUUAAGUGUAGUAAAUCUAGUAUUUAAAUACGCAACAACUAAGCGCUUACGGACACACACACAUCCAUACAAACAACUACUCGCUCGCACAUUUGCCAAUCAUAUUUCGACUUCCCUCCAUCCACCUCACCCUUCUCCCACGCAUUGCCCGCUUCGCCGACUUCUUUUGGUCUUACGUUCUUACAGAGUUGAUAUUAAGUAGACUAAGCCAUACAAACAUAUAUUAUAUAAUCGUAUAUAAGUAAGUAUACGUAUAAGCAUGUGAGUAGUAGUGCAUAUAGGCCAAAUGCUUCCAACUGCUUUCUGGCUCCUUGCGUGCGUAGGUGUGUACGUGUGUAGCGCAUGCGUGUGUAUGUUAUGUACGAUGCUUUGUGCGUGCAUACACCCACCUAAUUGGUCUAAAGCUACUUAUUAAAACAAUGAAAAAUACUAAUUAUUAUGCUAAAAAUCGGAUAAUGAAACGGAAAUGCUACAACAGUUCGUAUGUAUGUAUACUAUAAUAUUGAAAUGCGAAAACCCAAAUGACAACAGGAAAAUUGUGUAAAGCAAAUAUCUAAAUUAAAUAUGUAAGCGAAAAUUUUAACAACAAUAAUAGAGAAACACAAAAAAACGAAGCAUUUUAAAGCCAUAAAAAAAAUAAUUAAAUACACAAAACAAAAACAACAAAACUGCAUACCGAAAUCCAUAAUAUGAAUACACACAAGCUGUUCAGUAACUUGCGAUCCAUAAAUAUGCAAUCAUGUAGGUCACAAAUAAAUAUAAUACAGCAAAACUUACAAAUAUAUGUACAUUUAUAACUUUUUUCAGUGAAUAUGCGUAAUUAUAACAGAAACACAAAACAAAGCACGCAAUUUAAAUCGAAAGUUUCCGACAAUAUCCACUUAAGAAAUGUUAAAACACUUUUCAAAAAAUUAUUUUCAACAAAAUAAAAAUUACAAUUUCUUUGCCUCGAGUUACAGACUCUUCUAUCUCAAUUCAAAUUUAGUCCGUAACUGUUCGUGCUUGCUUCCUUACAAGCUGUGGUAAAGCCAAAAAGCUCAAGUUCAAAGCAACCUCUUAAAUGAGGGUCCGUUGUUCUUUAGUUCUACCGUUAAUCAGACAUUUCAUUUUACUCCCGACACUUCUGGAAAGUUAUCAUCGAAUUAGCAGAAACUUUAUUCUGCUCACAUGGUAAACUCUAGUCCACAAUGCGGAAGAAAACGACAAGUAACCCUUUCCAAUCUCUUGAUAUAUUCGUCGUUUUUUAUGAAUAGAAGCAUUUUGUUUACUUUUUUUCAUGUAUUCUCAUUAAAUGAAAUUGCUUAAAAAUAAGAUAAUCGAAGAAACCCAAAGCAUCUAUUCUGCGAUCCGAGUGCUCAGUCGCAUGAAAAUCUGAAUCGUAACAAAACGUUUUUAUGAAAUAGUCAUAUGUAAUAAUUUUAGAAAACAGCAAAACUCGAAUAGAAAACGAAAACGAAAACGAAAAGGAAAAAGAAUGAAAACAAGAGAGAUACGCAAAUCAGAGAAUGUAGAUUAUAUAUUCUCUGCGCAAAUAAUAAAAAUUAACCUCAAAGUUAAAAAGUAAAAAAGCAUAAAACAAAACAAAAUGGAAAUUAAAUUCAACAAUCAACUAUUAACAACAAAUGCAUAAACAAAUAUGGUUGUAAAAAUUAGAAAAUUUAAAUUUGAGAAUCAAUAUAAACUAUAAAAGUGAAGAAACCUAUAUUAUAAAAUAUCAGAGAGGACGAGCUAAACUAUGGAUAAAGAACAAGAAGUCAAACACUAAGUUAUUGUAUUAGCAGUAGUACAUGCAUACAUACAUACAUAGUUUUAAUUUAGGUUAAGCAAUAAGGUAAUAAAUUUCAAUUGCGGUGAAAAGGCACAAUAAAAAUUUAAAACGCAGCAAAAA
Molecule: messenger RNA, 11359 nt
Organism: Bactrocera oleae (olive fruit fly)
Lineage: Eukaryota; Metazoa; Arthropoda; Insecta; Diptera; Tephritidae
Gene: nAChRalpha7
Product: nicotinic Acetylcholine Receptor alpha7
Biological process (GO): monoatomic ion transmembrane transport; signal transduction; nervous system process
Cellular component (GO): postsynaptic membrane; neuron projection; plasma membrane
Molecular function (GO): acetylcholine-gated monoatomic cation-selective channel activity; transmembrane signaling receptor activity
Source: RefSeq, a predicted model, not a curated record